CUGCUCAGUUUUUGCACUUUGGGUGGACUAGUGUGUGUUUUAUCUUCUCUGACAUGCAGUGCACUGAAACGGGAUUUGGGAAGACGUGCUUUCAACUGGUCGUCUGUUGGAUUUCAAGGACAAAUCCCACAAUUAUAGAUUUCGAACGGAGAAAAUUCACCUUGGAGGACAAAUAAAACCAGUGUCAAGAUCAAAUCGUAGUCAGAGAUUUCACUCAUUAAAUAAUUUUUUUUUUUAAAAAAAGGGCGGAUAAAAAGAGGGUGAAUUGUUGAAUUUGGUCAUUAGGAUGGGGCGUGUAACUGCUGACGCGUUGGAGAAGCAUUCCCGUCGGUCUUGUGCUGGAGAUUUGGAGCGUAAAAGCGUUUUGUGAAUGAUUUCUUGAAGACUGGAGCAUUUCUGCCUGACUUCUCGCAUGGAGCUGCCUAGAUAACAGUUAGCCGGCUAGUUAACUAGCUUGCAGUGCUAACUGUUCGACUCUUGGAUGAUUUAAAGGAGGUUUUAGUGAGUUGUUUGGCUCAACCCUGUUUGAAUGAAUACCGAGCUACUGUAACACUGUAACUGUUCAGUAAAUGUAACGCGCCUGGAGACAAGGUGAUACUUUGUUUACAGACGCGAGAUACAUUUGUUUUUCAACAACAAUCCACAACAAAUAACACUGUUACAGCUGAAACAACUUCUCUGGACUGUGUGGGUUUUUUUUUUUUUUUUUUUUUUUUUUUUUUUUUUUUAAAAACAAUGGGUUCAUUAAAAGCCCUCCAGGAGUGGUGUCGAGUGCAGUGUGAGGGAUAUAAUGAUGUGGACAUUAAGAACAUGUCAGCGUCCUUCAGAGAUGGACUGGCUUUCUGUGCUAUAAUACACAAACACAGGCCUGAUUUAAUAGACUUCGACUCCCUCUCCAAAGAAAAUGUCUACGAGAACAACCGGCUGGCGUUUGAGGUGGCAGAGUCAGAGCUGGGUAUUCCGGCCCUGUUGGAUGCAGAUGAUAUGGUGUCCAUGAAGGUGCCUGACCGUCUGAGCAUCAUCACCUACGUCUCACAGUACUACAACAACUUCACCAACAAAUCUCACGCUAAUCCUCCCUGUAUGAAGAGACCGGGUAGUUCAGGUCAUAUUGAACCAGCAAUAAAGAAACUGCCCACACCCCUAGAAGACAAAACCGAAACAUCUGAGAAUGCCGACAGCCAAUCAAAAUGCAGCAAUCUGAGCAGUACGUGUGCAGCCUGUGAGAAACAUGUUCAUCUGGUGCAGAGGUUCCUUGUCGAUGGCAAACUCUACCACCGCAACUGUUUCAGGUGUAUGGAAUGUAGCAGCACUUUAUUGCCUGGCUCUUACAAACUCGUGGGAGAUGCCGGAUCACUGGUCUGCAAACACCACUUCACCAGGAGAUCCUCAAACAGCCAGAAUGGUCGUCCAGAUCUGAGCAAGCAGCUUAGCCCAGUAUCGUCGAACGCCAGCCCUGAAUCCCCUCCAAGUGGGGGAAGUUUGGAAAAAGCACUGCCAGAUCAUUCAGAUGCCAAUGAACACAUCACUCCAUCUGAAAACUCACCAAAAACACACUCUCUUGAGAGAGAGGUCAGGCAGAAUGAAAAAGGAGGGGAGGAGAUAAGAGAGGAAUUUGAGGAUAGUGCAAAAGAGCAGAUAGAACCCUGCCCUCCCAGUCCGCCAAAUCCAUUUGAUGAAUCUGAUGAAGAGGAACCAAAGGAGGAAGAUCCGCCACAGCCAGCUACAGAAGUCACUAAUGGCGUCCUUCCUCUGACCCCAGUAAGGACCACCGCAGGAGAGAAUCGACCAAUACCUGCCCCUAGAAAAGCAUCUGACCCCUCCCCUAGUGCUCGUCCUGUGCCCAAGCCACGCCCACCAAGACCCUUGCAGAGUCCAGCAGUCAAUGAAAAUGAAGGUGAUCGCAGACCAGUUCCACGUGAAAGAUCCCGGUCACCUGCAAGCUUCAUUCAAUCCAGUGAUGCUGCCAAACCCAAAGACCCUCCCUGGCUGGCUCUUGUCAAACAAGAGUCCAAGAAAAAGUUUGCUCCUCCUCCUCCCAGACCUGUAGCCACUCCUCCACACUCUGCGUCCACUCCUGCCAAGAUUGAGACGGAAACCCGUCCAGCCACGCCCCCUAAUCCUUUUGAGGAUGAAAACAAUGAGGAGGCAGAAGCUGAAUCCGUAGAGGCACCAGUCCCGUCUUCUGUGGUUGCAGUCCAUCCGUGGUACGGGAUUUCCCAGACUCCUGAGGUCACCUCUGAGAGCCCCACCCUCUCCGAGUGUCCAGGAAGUGGCAAGAGCAAAAAACGGCCAGCGCCCAGAGCCCCAAAAUCUAACCCUACAGCUCUUCCUCCAUCUCAGUCUUCCUCUGCCUGUCCCUCUCCAGCUCUGAGCACCGAGAGUCUCUCCUCCUCUUCAUCAGACCACGGCUUCCCCCGAACCGCUGCCACCACCGCUGUUUCCCAACAGCCGUCCAUUACCGAACAGGAACAUUCGUUCACCAAAAGCGUGUCAGAACCGUCAAUCAACAGUCCUGGCCCCUCCCCUUCAGCUCUUUCAUCUGAACCCAAGUCGCAUCUCUCACCUAGUCCCUCCCCCUCGCAGCCCCACAGUAAUACUUGCUCCGCGCCCGCCACUCCAGAGUCAAACAGAAGUGCAGGAAGCAAGGCGCUGAGACCGCCCCCUCCUCGCCCACCAGCUGCUCCGAGUCCUCUGAUCAGCUCUCCCUCCUCACAGCAAAACACACCCAAUAAGCGGGUAAAUCCUUUUAAUCGGAAGGCCUCCCAAACAGUCACCUCCCCACAGUCCAGACCCCCCAAAGGCCCUCGACCCGCUCGCCCUCCUGCCCCCGGACAUGGCUUCCCUCUCAUCAAACGCAAGGUGCAGUCAGAUCAAUACAUCCCUGUUGAGGACAUCCACGUCGCGAUGGGGACACUUGAGAGGCAGCUGGACGAGCUGGAACAGAGAGGAGUGGAGCUGGAGCAGAGACUCCGAGACUGCUCUAAUGAGGAAGAGGAGGAGCAGAUGCUGGUGGACUGGUUCACUCUGAUUCAUGAGAAACAUCUACUGGUACGCCGAGAGGCAGAGCUGGUGUACACGGUGAAGCAGCAGCAUCUGGAAGAAAGGCAAGCCGACGUGGAAUACGAGCUUAGGUGUCUCCUCAACAAACCAGAGAAAGAGUGGAAUGAUGAAGAUCGAGACCGGGAGAAGCAGCUGAUGGACGAGUUGGUGACGAUCAUCGAGCAGAGGAACCAGAUCAUCAACAGCAUGGAUCAGGAAAGACAGAAGGAAGAGGAGGAGGACAAGCUAGUGGCUGCCAUGUUGAAGAAAAAAGAGUUCCAUGGCGAGAGUGAACACAGGAAGAAGCCUGGGAAGUUUAAACCCAUGAAGGUUUUGAAAAGGCUGAGCAAUAAAGGCGACAUGGCAAAGAGCCCGAGUCCACGGAAAGAGAAGAGCUGAGCAUGAUGCAUAAAUGGACAUUUAAAGAUAAGAGCCUUUCAUCUCGAACUCUGCAAAUUGGCUGUGUAAAAACUGACACCCUGAACACAGCCAGUUCUCAUUAUAACUUUGUGCAUCCAGUGCAGUGUCAUUAAUUAAUGAGCAACACAAGCCUAAUAAUGCCUUUUACCCCAUACCUUUUAAUUAGUAAAUACAAAAAACAAUAGUAACUUAACCUAUACAAUUAAUCAGCCAAGACAUGUUUGAUUUCUGCCAUUUACAUGCACUGGAGCAUGUGUUUGGUGGUCUGGGAAAAACCUUCUCAUAGUGAAAAUUAACAUUUUCUGCUGUAUGUAGUUUUGAAAACUCGAGGUAACUAGAUAUUGAAAUAUGUUUUUGUUUUGCAUGUAUCUGAACCACAGGUAGUUAUAGCAAUUAAAUUAGCUGACAUGCGACAAGUUCUCCCAAACUACCGCACUGAACUAUUGCUUUACAAUUGGAACAUUAAGUCUUUUUGUUGAGAAGCAAAAAUGCAAGAAUGGAAAAAAAAAUUAAGCAAGAAUGGUUGUAAUCAGGAAGAGGUGUAAAGUUUUGUUUGCUCAUUCAUGCAUUUUAGGUACUUAACUAAUCUCUUAGUGUGUUAGGGUGCUGUGUAAAGUAUACUCAUGCAUUUAGGAUGUCUACCUAGAUUUUAAAUAAAUAAAUGGUAAAAAAAAAAGAGAAAAAGUAUUCGGGUUGGGGAAUAGGUGGACGAGCAGAACCUGCAGGCUUGUAAACUUGUACGAUGGUGCUUGAAAGUUUGUGAACCCUUUAUGUUUUCCAUAUUUCUGCAUAAAUGACCUAAAACAUCCUCAGAUUUUAAAUCCUAAAAGUCCUAAAAGUAGUUAGAGAGAACCCAAUUAAGCAAAUGAGAAAAAUUAUUAUACUUGCACUUUUAUUUAUUGAGGCAAUAUUACAUAUCUGUGAGUGGUAAAAGUAUGUGAACCUUUUCUUGGAGUAUCUGGUGUGACUAAAGAUUUCUGGUAACUAUUGAUCAGUCUUGUACAUCGGCGUAGAGGAAUUUUUGCCCGUUCCUCGGAACAGCUUCAACUCUGGGAUUUUGGUGUUUCCUCUGUUGAACUGCUUGGUCUGCAGCGCAUUUAUUUAUAUAUAUUUUUUAAUCUUCUACAAAGCGCUUUACACUGUUUCUCAUUCACACACUCACACACCAAUGGUAGCAGAGCUGCCAUGCAAGGUGCCUGCCAUCGGGAGCAACUUGGGGUUCAGGACACUUGCCCAAGGACACUUUGGCAUGGAGUCAUGCAUGCCGGGAAUUGAACCGCCAACCCUGCGAUUAGUGGAUAACCUGCUUGCAUCAGGUCCUUCCACAAGGUCAGGACUUUGACUUGACCAUUCCCAAACAUUAACUUUAUUCUUCUUGAACCAUUCUUUGGUAAAAUGACUUGUGUGCUUAGGGUCGCUGUCUUGCUGCAUGACCCACUUUCUCUUGAGAUUCAGUUCAUGAACAGAUGUCCUGACAUUUUCCUUAAGAAUUCACUGUUCCAUCAACGAUGGCAAGUGAUCCUGGCCCAGAUGCAGCAAAACAGGCCCAAACCAUGAUACUACCAACAGCAUGUUUCACAGAUAAGGUUCUUAUGCUGGAACGCAGUGUUUUUCCUUUCUCCAAACAUAACACUUCUCAUUUAAACCAAAAAUUCUAAUUUGGUCUCAUCCAUCCACAAAACAUUUUUCCAGUAUCCUUCUGGCUUGCCCCAUGAUCUUUAACAAACUGAAGAAGGGCAUCAGUGUUCUUUUUGGAGAGCAGUGGCUUUCUCCUUGCAACCCUACCCUGCACACCAUUGUUGUUCAGUGUUCUCCUGAUGGCUAACAUUAGCCAAUGUGAGAGAGGCCUUUAGUUGCUUAGAAGUCACCCUGGUUGUGAAGAUCAGACUUUGAUAGAUCCCUGUUCUUUAAAUAAAACAGGGCGCUCACUCACACCAUUGAUUGAAAACAUCUGACUCUAAAUUCACCUUCAAAUUAAAUGCUAAUCCUAGAGGUUCACAUACUUACACCACUCACAGAUAUGUAAUAUUGGAUCAUUUUCCUCAAUAGAUAAAUGACAAAGUAUAACGUUUUUGUCUCAUUUGUUUAAUUGGGUUCUAUAUCUACUUUCAGGACUUGUGUGAAUAUGAUGUUCUAGGUCAUAUUUAUGCAGAAAUGUAGAAAAUUCUUAAGGGUUCACACACUUUCAAUCACUACUGUAUACAUGUGCUAGGGGGAGGGAAGGUUACUAACAUAUCUGAUGCAACUCUCAUGCCGAGUGUGCUUCCUCAGUGUAGUUUUCCCAGCAGCAUGGGUGGUAUUAUCAAUAUGUCUCUGGGUAGGAAGAGAGUGAUGACAGUUGAGGUCACGUGACUACAAUGUGCAUCAUGUACCCGGAAAAAUAGCCUACCCAGUGCAAGGAAAGGAAGACGUCGAUAUUCAUGGAUAUGAACGCUAAUAAUGCUCUUCUAAUGCUUACUACAGCGUUUACAGGCAGUUUCAUGUCUGGUUAUAUUAAACUGAGUUCUAGCUGUUUCUAAUGUAAAGAGAGGCCACAAUUUCUUAAAUUAAUUAAAACUAGCUAUUUCUUUAACAUUAAAAAGACAACCUUUACAAGCUGACAAACUUUUUAAAUGUAGGAAUGUUUUAUUACCGUGUGCUGUUAACCCGAAAUCGCUCACCGGUUUUAGGAAGCCCCGUAAAAGCUAAAGUUGCAUUACCAUGUUUAAUCCAUACUCUUUGAAAUGCCUUUGCUUGUUUUGAGUGGAAUGUUAGUGUGAGCUUCAGUUUUCAUUUUGAGAGCCCUGAACUGGGCAUCUGUCUAAAAGUGUACUGUUGGUUAUGUAUUUAUAAAGAAAGUCUGUCUGCUAUUGUGUUAACAUCCUCACUCUGUCCUUUCUUGAGUCAAUGUGCCUCUAAAUGGAAAAAAAAAACAAAA
Messenger RNA from Ictalurus punctatus (channel catfish), 6379 nucleotides. RefSeq names its product MICAL-like 1a (gene micall1a). Gene Ontology annotation, molecular function: protein binding. Bases 736 to 3441 code for a protein of 901 amino acids. The record is from RefSeq and is a predicted model, not a curated record. NCBI's taxonomy places the organism in Eukaryota, Metazoa, Chordata, Actinopteri, Siluriformes, Ictaluridae. The transcript has 16 exons.